GGUCUUCUGAAUUCCACUGCUUGGCCUGUCAGCCAUGCAUACGCGGGGCCGCCGCGCUGAACGCGGCUGGAAGGCCGGAUGCGGACCAUUCUCUGGUUGGAACUGCUGCGGCCACCGCUUGGCCCCACGGGUGGUGUGGUUGGUGCUGGCAGCUGCAACUUGCACAAUCUCCUUGAAUUUUGUCACAAGAUGGUCACCCUACCGGACCUGGUCGCUCAGGUCGCUCGCGCCCAGGCCAGGCAUUUCGCCGCGGGGAGCCCUAGCGGGCGCCCCCAGCCGCUGCUGGUGCCGCGGAAGGAGGGGCCACAGUGGUGGGAUGCCCGGAACUCUGCCAGCCCAGUGGUGAAGCCACCAAGCCAAGCAGGUGGUCCUUGGCGGAUGUGGUACUAUGGACGUGCAGGUGCCGAGUGGUCGAAGGGCCUCAAGGCCUUCCUCCCCACCGGCCGUAUCGGCUGCGCUGAGAGCGACGACGGCCUUAAGUGGCGCCGGCGAAAGGGGCCCUUAGAGGGUGGCGCCUGCUUGGACCCCUCAGAGGAGGGCUUCGAUUGCGUGCACGUUGGGGUGGGGGAUGUGGUGGAGCUGCCCAAUGGCACCCUUUGGAUGUACUACUUUGGAGGAGGCCUGGAUGGAUUGCCCAACGAAGGCAUUCGCAUGCAGAUUGGCUGCCUGGAAGCACCGGACCGGUGCCUGGCCACUUCGGACGAUGGCCUCACCUGGCACCGCGCGGGAGACGCGCUGCUGACGCCGAGCGGAGAGGACUUCGAUGCCCUCUUCGUGGCCUGGCCUCGCGUGCUACCGCCCUGGCAGACCCGCGAUGUGCUUGGCCUGUCUGGGAAGUGGUACAUGACCUACCACACCGCCCAGUUUGGCCCCGAAGGUUUGCGCUGGACUGCUGGCGCCGCAUUGAGUGAAGAUGGCCUGGUGUGGAGCAAGGUUGGCCCAAUUUUGGGCCCCAGUGGUGGUGGUUGGGAUGCCCUCGGCGUCGGUGUGCGACAUGUGCUGGUCAAGGACGGGGCGCUCACGAUGCUUUACGAGGCGGUGGAUGAGCAGGGCGACCACGCGGUGGGCCUUGCCGUGAGCUCCGACGGCCUCACCUGGCGACGCCAGGAGGUGCCGGGCCGCGCAGCCGGUGGCCCAGUGCUGCGGAAGGGCGAAGAUGGAGAUUGGGACAGCCGUGUGGUGGGGACACCCUAUGCCGUGGCUCCGGUGGGCGACGCGCCUUGGCGCCUCUACUAUGUGGGAGAGGCCAAAGGAAGCCCUGGGCUGCGCAUCGGAGUAGCGGAGUGCUACGAAGAUGAUCUACUGUGCUGGCGCAAGCGAGGAGCUGAAGCAAUGGACUUGCCAAAGGACGCCAGGGAGGGGCUUUACAAGCGUGUUUUUGAGGAUGCCCAGAAGUCCAAAGUGGCUGCCGCUCCAUCUUCUCCUCCACCUGCUUUAGAUUUAGAUUUGCCGGACUAAAGAAAGUGCACGAGCGCCUCUAAUGGCUACCGGAUGCUACGGGCCGGCAGGAAUAGUGUGCCUCCAUGUGAUCAGAUUUCAAUGAAGUCUCCGAAACAAGCAGGUCUUGCUCGAGGUAUUUGUGAUAACGACCUCUCUAUUUCGACCAUGUUCGACCUAUUUCGACCUACGCGAAUCGCUCAGGCAUUUGGGGUCUAGCAGUGCGAUUGCUCGACGAUAUCUGAGAGCUCUCAAGGGGAAAAGAAUGACUUGAUGUUACUUGUGACUCAUGCGUGAGCCAUCCCGCAGCCAAAC
This is a messenger RNA of Durusdinium trenchii, 1752 nucleotides long. Lineage: Eukaryota; Dinophyceae; Suessiales; Symbiodiniaceae. The record is from the annotation of a GenBank genome assembly.